Molecule: messenger RNA, 1773 nt
Organism: Colletotrichum destructivum
Lineage: Eukaryota; Fungi; Ascomycota; Sordariomycetes; Glomerellales; Glomerellaceae
Product: Putative glucanosyltransferase, glycoside hydrolase superfamily
Exons: 4
Coding region: 305-1675 (456 amino acids)
Biological process (GO): fungal-type cell wall organization; fungal-type cell wall (1->3)-beta-D-glucan biosynthetic process
Cellular component (GO): plasma membrane
Molecular function (GO): 1,3-beta-glucanosyltransferase activity
Source: RefSeq, a predicted model, not a curated record
AGUCUAAAUUUUCCAAACAGCCCUAAUUUAUCUUCCUUAUUAUCCUUUGCUUUCCUCUAGCCCACCUGUGUUCGCUGCUCUUCAUUCCAUUUGUUUUUCACUUUGAUAACAUUUUGUCAACUCCUCUCGCUUUAGUUGACGUUUGCUCAACCUUCCUUUCGCUAGCCAGGCAAUUCUUUCAAAAUCAGCAACUCUAUCUCAGUGCGCUCUGUGCUGUCCCUCAAUCCUUCGGGGCAGUUCGUAAAUCAAACUUCUCGACACACACCAAUCAGCUUUGGAAGAACACUUGGACCUAUACUUUAAAAUGAAGUUUGUCCCUGCCGUGUUGGGCUUCGCAGCUUUUACUAUCGUGGCAGCGAAGCCUACUGUUACACUGCGCGAGGCCCCCAUCAAGGCCCGCUCACUCCCACAGGUUUCCGCCUCUGGUAAUGCUUUUUGGGCGGACGGCAAGCGCUUCUACAUCCGCGGUAUCGAUUACCAGCCUGGUGGCUCGUCUGCGAAUAUCGAUCCUCUUGCCGACCCCACCAUCUGCGGUCGUGAUAUUCCUAGGUUCAAAGACCUUGGUGUGAAUACCGUCCGAGUGUAUAGCGUCGACAACUCGAAGGACCACAAGGAGUGCAUGCAGCAGCUUGCUGAUGCUGGUAUCUAUCUUGUAGCCGACAUCAACAGCCCCUUGUACUCCAUCAACCGUGCGGAUCCUCAUCCAUCAUACAAUGCCGUCUACCUCCAGAGCGUCUUUGCUACCGUUGAGGAGCUUGCUCAGUACGACAAUACUCUGGCAUUCUUCUCUGGAAAUGAGGUUAUGCACGAUGAUCCUGAAAUGACCUUGGCGGCUCCCUACGUCAAAGCUGUCACCCGUGACGUCAAAAACUACAUGGCGUCCCGCGGCCUUCGUCACGUGCCAAUUGGUUACUCUGCUGCUGACGUUGCUGCCAACCGUAUGGAGACUGCUGCCUACUUCAACUGUGGUAGCGAUGAUGCCCGCAGCGACUUCUUUGCCUUCAACGACUACUCCUGGUGUAACACCGAUUUCGAGGUGGCUGGCUGGGAUGUCAAGGUCAAAAAUUUCACUGAUUACGGUCUUCCUAUCUUCAUCUCUGAGUAUGGCUGCACAACUAACGGUCGCGACUUCAAUGAGCUCAAGGCUCUGAUGAGCGACCAGAUGACCGGUGUUUAUUCUGGUGGUCUUAUGUAUGAGUAUUCUCUAGAGGAGAGCGAUUGGGGUAUUGUUAAGCUCGACGGUAACAACGUCCAAGAGCUUGAUGAGUAUGCUAAGUUCAAGGCCGCUCUAUCUAAGUAUCCCAGUCCAGUGGGUGAUGGCGGUGCUGCCAUGACUACCCAUGCGGUUGACUGCCCUACUUCCGGCGCUGCAUGGUUGAUCAAUUCCGACGCCAUCCCCACUAUGCCAAAGAAGGCUGAGGAUUACAUGAAGAAUGGUGCUGGUGACGGCCCUGGCCUUAAGGGUUCUGGUUCUCAAUGGGCUGCUGACAGCGCGUCGGACGGCGAGACCACUAUAGGCACUGCUUCCCCAACUGCCUCUAGCAGCGCUAUUGCUGCUUCUAGUUCCUCUAAUUCAGCAGCUGCUAUAACUUUUGGCGGCUCUGUAGAGAGCGCCCCUUUAGUUAUUAGCAGUUUAACUGUUGUGCUCAGCCUGCUUGGUGCAGUUAUGCUAUAGAAAUCUUACAAAUAUUAGUAGCCUAGCUGUUGUGUAGAUUGCUAACAUAUUGUACUUACCUUAAGUUAUUAGACUAUUAAAUAGACUUUAUAUAUGCA